CUCUAAGCCAAUAUUCCCACCCCAACAGACUCCACUCAACUGACAUGGGAGAACGUAUCGCCUCGGGGAGGGGGACGGGGCUCUAAAUGGAUCCCAGGGGGGAGCUCCACGGCUUCCCACGGCUCCUUUCUCUGACGCUACUAACAACCUCGGGAGCUUUAACCGCGGGAGCUUCGCGUUCACCGAUUUAGCUUCGUCGAUUUUCUUUACCUAAACUUAACAACUAUUUUGGUUUCAAGCGGCUUGAGCUUGAAUAUACAUACAUAUUUAAUUGCUGUCUACAACGUGCAUGUAAAUAUAAAUCUAACCGUCUUUGUUUCUGCUUAUCUAGGUGUUCCCGGGGUUCCCGUAGUGUCGUCGUCGUCGUCGUCGUCGUCGUCAUCAUGGUGGUUAUCAAGUCCUUUCACCCGCCGUUACAGAUCCCGGAGGUCGACCUAUGGCAGCUCGUAUUCGAGAGGAAGGAUAGGGCGUUCCCGGAAGACAAGGAAAUAUACAUCGACCCCGACACAAGACGCUCGUAUACAUGGGCGCAAGCCCGCAGCACGGCUCUCGAGUUCGGCAAAGGACUCAAGUCGCAAUGGGGGUUCAAGAAGGGCGACGUGUUGGGAUUUUUCUCGCCGAAUAGCAUAGACUACCCGGCCGUGUUCUUCGGCGUGCACUGGGCCGGCGGCGCUUGCUCGACUGCUAAUCCGACGUACACGGCGAAGGAGCUCGCGUACCAGAUGAAAGACUCGGGGGUCGCGGGCAUCGUGACGCAGGUCCCUAUGCUGCCGACUGUGCUCGAGGCCGCCAAGACCAUCGGGUUAUCCGAGGACCGCAUCAUCCUGCUCGGCGACGCGAGGGACCCGACGGGCAAGUUCAAGCACUUCACCGAGAUACGCGGGAGCUCGGGACUGCUGGGAUUAUCGCUGCGCCCCCGCAUCGAUCCUAAGAAGGACACCGCGUUCCUCGUGUACAGCUCCGGGACCACGGGGUUGCCGAAGGGGGUCAUGCUCACGCACUACAACAUCGCUUCCAACCUUGUGCAGCUGGGACAUUGCGAUGUCUUCAACGGGAUUUACCACUCAGGGGGGAUCGACGGGAAGGGCGAUAAGCAGAUCGCGGUGCUGCCUUUCUUCCACGUAUAUGGCCUCACGUGCAUAGCCCUCCAGAGCAUAUUCACGGGCCUGCAAGUCGUCGUCCUGCCCAAAUUCGACCUCGACAAAUUCUGCCAAGCAAUCCAAGACUUCGGCGUAACCUUCGCCGCCAUCCCGCCCCCCGUCGUCCUCGCCCUAGCCAAGCACCCCUCCGUCUCGAAAUACGACCUCUCCAGCAUAAAAUGGGUGAACUCGGGCGCGGCCCCUCUCGGCCGCGCGCUAGUCGAGCAGGUAUGGGCGCGCCUCAGCAUCCCCGUCAUGCAGGGCUACGGGCUGUCCGAGACGGCGCCCGCGGUCACCAAGGGCCACAUCGCCGACUGGAAGCGGUUCAACGGGUCCUGCGGGAAACUGCUGCCCAACGUCGAGGCCAAGAUCGUCGACGUGGAGACGCGCGUCGAAAGGGGCCCCGGCGACGGCGACGGCGAGCUCUGGUUCCGCGGCCCGAAUGUCUUUCCCGGGUACUGGAAUCGGCCGGAGCUGCAGAAGGAUACGUUUAGCGAGGACGGCUUCUUCAAGACGGGGGAUAUUGGGUACGUCGAUAAGAAGGGGAAUUUUUAUAUUACGGAUCGGUUGAAGGAGUUGAUCAAGUAUAAGGGUUUCCAAGUCGCCCCCGCGGAGCUCGAGUCCGUGCUCCUCGGCCACGACGAAGUUGCCGACGCGUGCGUCGUGCCGGCGCACGACAAGGUGCGCGAGACCGAGGUCCCGCGCGCGUAUGUCGUUCUCCGUCCUAACGUCCCGCGCGACGAGGCCAAGGCCGCGGAGCUUAUCGUUUGGGUCGAGGGGCGCGUCGCGCAGCACAAGAGGCUGCGCGGCGGCGUGCGGUUCGUCGACGAGGUGCCCAAGAAUGCUAGCGGUAAGCUGCUGCGGCGGGUGUUGAAGGAGGAGGCUAGGAGGGAGGAUCAGAGGGCUGAAGGGCCCAAGUUAUGAUAGGGGGGAGGAAGCUACUAUAAUGGUAUAUACGGUGACGAUACAUAAUUAUUAGUAGAAUAGAAAUAGAAGGUAGAAAGAUGUCAAGACAAGAGCAGCAUGUAAAGCUAGGCGUGGAA
Molecule: messenger RNA, 2182 nt
Organism: Daldinia loculata
Lineage: Eukaryota; Fungi; Ascomycota; Sordariomycetes; Xylariales; Hypoxylaceae
Product: acetyl-CoA synthetase-like protein
Exons: 4
Coding region: 384-2063 (559 amino acids)
Biological process (GO): secondary metabolic process
Molecular function (GO): CoA-ligase activity
Source: RefSeq, a predicted model, not a curated record